Messenger RNA from Colletotrichum paranaense, 531 nucleotides. RefSeq lists its product as uncharacterized. The record is from RefSeq and is a predicted model, not a curated record. The transcript is spliced from 2 exons. NCBI's taxonomy places the organism in Eukaryota, Fungi, Ascomycota, Sordariomycetes, Glomerellales, Glomerellaceae. The coding region runs from base 1 to 531 and encodes 176 amino acids.
AUGUGUCACGGCCACCCUCGUCUCCACCCUUGCUCACACACUUCGAUCAACUGGCACUACUGCCCUUCGGCCCUGAUUGAUCUCGAAACGGGUGUAGAGACUCCUUGCUCACACCUGAGUUAUGCAACCGCCCAACCCAGCAAUGCCGACUGUCCUUUGAUCAACUUCCCAACACGAGCGACCACCCCAGAUAUGGCAUUCAGUGAGCUCCGUCAGGGGGCUGCUAGCCGCAGGUUUGGCUAUGGCUCUUCUAGUCGCUCUCACCGUCGAGGUUCUGCCUUAUCCAAGAUCAACGGGUUUCCUCCUGUGGAUGAGAACGCAGACACUGUGUCGCCCUCCGCAUCAGGCUCGUGUUCAAGAAGCAACAACUCUUACAAAUCGUCUACAUCCGGCAAUACCUCUUAUGGAUCUGUGACUUCAGCAAGCCGAAGCGCGGCCUACAGGGUCGAUUUGGAGUACAGUUCUAAACGGCACAAGUCAUCCUCCGGAAAGUCAAGCAAGAAGAGCCAGAAGUCUAUGAGAGCGCAUUGA